AUGACAACCUGGACAACACGACUCAAACUCAACUCUCCAACGAAUGAUCGCAAGUUAACGCCACUAAACCUACAAGAUAGUACAACGCAAAAAAAUGAAAACCUUACAGACGACAAGACAAAAAUCGCUGAAUGGACUAGGAAGUCUCUCCAUGGCAGACAUCGUCAUGACCUUUGCCAACCUAAUGUCGACAAGGAGGCGUCGAACGCGUGGCUGAGGCGUGGCGAACUGUUCCCGGAGACUGAAGGGUUCAUGUCGGCGAUACAAGACCAGUAUUGGUACCUUAACCAGAGCAAUGGCGUCAGAUGGGCUGGUAGGUUUUCUCAGUCGUACAGGUUGGAGUGUGGGGUGAGGCAGGGGGGUAUAACCUCCCCCAAGCUAUUCAACCUGUACGUUAAUGACCUGAUCGGGGGGUUGAGCAGCGCUCCAGUAGGAUGCAGAGUUGAUGAUGUUAGUAUCAACAACAUCAGCUAUGCAGAUGAUAUGGUGCUGCUCAGUCCAACAGUCAGGGCAUUGAGAAAACUACUCAGCAUAUGUGAAGAAUACGUAAGUAAAUAUGGCUUACUAUAUAACGCUAAGAAAAGCGAAUAUAUGGUAUUUAAGGCCGUCGGGGGCAAGCUACCGGAAAAUGUACCUGCCAUAAAACUUAAUAAUAAUGAGCUCAAGCGCGUGUAUACAUUUAAGUAUCUUGGACACUAUGUCACCGACGACCUUAAAGACCAAUUAGAUAUAGAACGGGAGCGCACGGCACUGGCGGUACGAUGCAACAUGCUAAUAAGGAGGUUUGCACGGUGUAGCCAACAGGUAAAAAUAACUUUAUUUAAAGCCUAUUGUCAAGUUUUCUACACGUGCAGCCUCUGGACUAGUUUUACGCAGAAGACCAUCAGUUCCCUGCGCGUCCAAUAUAAUAAUGGUUUCAGGAUGUUGUUGGGGCUGCCCCGCUUCUGCAGCGCAUCGGGCAUGUUUGCACAAGCUCGCACAGAUGAUUACUAUGCCAUAAUAAGAAAGAGGAUUGCCUCGUUGCUCUGCAGAGUGCGGGCCAGCUCCAACCCCAUCCUGGCUACGGUAGCGGGCCGAUACGACUCACCUGUUGUGCGACAUUUUGAGGGUAUCAUGACCGCUACCAGGUGAUUGUUUGUUAUUGUUUGUUAUUAAUUGUUGCUGUACUUUCCGCUUUUCUUUUUGUCUUUUUAUAUUUGUUGUACUAACACUUAGUUUUAAACCUUAAAUGUUACUAACCAUUAUGGACCAUU
Molecule: messenger RNA, 1253 nt
Organism: Cydia pomonella (codling moth)
Lineage: Eukaryota; Metazoa; Arthropoda; Insecta; Lepidoptera; Tortricidae
Exons: 3
Coding region: 1-1131 (376 amino acids)
Source: RefSeq, a predicted model, not a curated record